CAAUCGACUGAGAGCGAGUAGCAAUCAUUAUUCCUACGUAGAAAUCACAGCAAAAAUGUUCCAAAUCGUCUGUUACAUCGUCCUGGCGUUCAUUGGUUUGCCCGUGCCGCUCCGCGCGGAACCGUUUAAUACACGUUUGACCAUCUAUGCGGAUCCGGGACGCAUGGAGUGCUUCCAUCAGCCCGUGGCCGCCACAGAGAUCAUCAAAAUGGACUACCAGGUGAUUGCUGGCGGCCAUGGGGACCGGGACAUCAGCUUCACGCUGAUGGAUCCCCAGCGCAAGAUACUGGCCGCCGAUGACAAGAAGGACAAGAGCAACCUGCAGCUGGUGGCCGAGGAGACGGGCAUCUACAAGUUGUGCUUCGACAACACCAUCAGCACAUUCAACCAGAAAAUUGUUUCCUUUUCGCUGGAAGUGGCAGCCGCUGACUACGAGGCGCAGGAGGUGCGCGAUCUGCGCAAGGAAAUGCUCACCGACUACCACUUCGAGUCGAUCUUCACCGGUCUCAGCGAUUACAUCAACAAGGUGCAGGUGAAUCUGAUGCGCUCACGACAGACACAGGACUACAUACGGGCCCAUGAGGCACGCGAUCGCAAGCUGGCCGAAUCCAACUAUGACAUGGUCAACAAUUGGUCCGGGGUUCAGUUUCUGGCCAUGAUUUUCGUGGGCAUGCUGCAGGUCUUUAUGCUGCGCAGCAUUUUCAGCACCAAUGGCACGCUCCAUAAGCUUUGGCAGCGUUUUUAAUUGGGAGUUUUUUGAUGAUUUUGUUUGAGUAAA
Drosophila subobscura is the source of this 778-nucleotide messenger RNA. RefSeq names its product transmembrane emp24 domain-containing protein 5. The transcript has a single exon. Bases 56 to 745 code for a protein of 229 amino acids. The record is from RefSeq and is a predicted model, not a curated record. Lineage: Eukaryota; Metazoa; Arthropoda; Insecta; Diptera; Drosophilidae. Gene Ontology annotation, biological process: endoplasmic reticulum to Golgi vesicle-mediated transport; intracellular protein transport; Golgi organization. Gene Ontology annotation, cellular component: endoplasmic reticulum-Golgi intermediate compartment; endoplasmic reticulum; Golgi apparatus.